UUAUCAGAAGAAAGAAACCAUGCAGGAACAUUGAAAAAUAGUAGUGUGUAGUGAUUUUUUGUUCUCUUUGAACAAAAAUGCCAUCGUAUACCUGCAUUUCGUGUCGUGUAGCAUUCGCUGAUGGUGAAAUACAACGGGCACAUUACAAAAGCGACUGGCAUCGCUAUAAUCUUAAACGCAAAGUUGCUGAAAUGCCCCCAGUUACUGCCGAAGCCUUUCGCGAGAAAGUCCUGGCACAAAAAGCUGAAAGUAACGCACAACAAGAGGAAAAGAAUUCUAAGCAUUGUGAGGUAUGCAACAAGUUUUUUUCCUCGGAAAAUGCAUUCUCCAACCAUUUGCAUUCGAAGAAACAUAAAGAACAACAAACAAAACAUGAAAAUGAUGCGAGCAGUCCAGCCGAUGAUGAGGUCGAAGUUCGGAACAAGAAAAAUGCUGAUUCAAUAAAUUCUGAAGAAGAAAAUGAAGAUUCCGAUGGCGAGUACGAGGAAACCGAUGAUGAUGAAAGCCUGGAGACGACACAGUGCCUAUUUUGUCCACAUUUCAGCACCACAUUUGAAGAUAAUAUGCGCCACAUGAUCAAAUCACACAGCUUCUUCAUACCUGACCUUCAGUAUGUCACCAAUGUGGAAGCUCUGGUAGGUUAUCUUGGUGAGAAAGUUGGCCUUGGCAAAGUCUGCUUGUAUUGCAACAGCAAGGGGAAAGAAUUCCACUCCAUCGAGGCAGUACAAAAGCAUAUGAUGGACAAGGGACAUUGCAAGAUAUUUUAUGAAGGUGAUGAUAUAUUGGAAUUCUCUGAUUUUUACGAUUUUACCAGCAGCUAUCCAGAUGCUGAUCCUGACAAUGAUUUUGAGUCUUCAGAAUCUGAAGUGAGCUUACAGGAUGGUGCAUUGUCUGUGUCAGAAAACACAGGAGAAUUAUGUCUUCCCUCUGGUACUAAAGUAGGACAUAGAUCAUUGAGGAGGUACUAUAAGCAGCAAUUAAGGCCAGAACAGGUCAAGCAAAAUCAGAUUGUGGUCCGAGGAUUGAUGUCUGAUUACAAGUUGCUUGGCUGGAGUGGAAAUAUUGGUGAAGCAAAUCGACUAAAAAUUCAACAUUUAAAUAUGAAGAACAAAGUUCAAAGGCGAAAAGAAUUGAAACUGAAGUUGAAAGGAAAUAAACUUCAAACACAUUUUAGAGAGCAAGUUAGAUACUGAGUGGAUUUGAUGUUCAUGAUAAGACAUUAACAUCAUAUAACUAAAUAAUGGUUCCUAAGACGUAUUGAAUUCUAGACUAUGAUAAAAUAAAUAUAUCCAUUAUAUGUGUAUGCAAGUGUGUUUUAAAGCAAGAAUAUUUUUUAAAAUACCUUUGAAUCAGCCAAUAUGCUUACAAUUUGUAUCUUCGCUCGAAGGGUGACAAUUGCAUUUUAUUGGGCACCAUCAUCAUUCGAAACAAUGCUUGCUGGGCUUUAGAACUUUGUAUAGUGUGGCCAAAUUAUUUGUACUAUUUGGGUUCCUUGCCUACCUUUCUGAGCCUAAGCUGCCAAACUGCAACACUCAACGAACUAGGAACUUUACUGUGUAAGACCAGGAUAAUUAACUAACCCUCAAUUGGAUUUUACAAGACUUGUAAGUUUUCAAUCUUUGGUUUCAAAAUAACAUUAAGAGGUUGUAUUAUAUGUUUUCGAUGAAAUCAAAUGGGGAGAAUAUUCUUUGCUUCUCCACUUAAGAUAUAAUGAUUAAUAUACCCAUGCAAAAUGAAGUUUCAAAUGAAGUUGAAUGCAUGCUAUUUAAAAUAAAAUAUAACUACAAUUUUCAUAAUUAAGAUUUAAGAUUUAUUUUAAGAGAAAGUUUUUUCUCUAUGUAAAUAACUUAA
Messenger RNA from Dendronephthya gigantea, 1851 nucleotides. Its product is annotated as zinc finger protein 622-like. The coding region runs from base 78 to 1193 and encodes 371 amino acids. The transcript has a single exon. NCBI's taxonomy places the organism in Eukaryota, Metazoa, Cnidaria, Anthozoa, Malacalcyonacea, Nephtheidae. Gene Ontology annotation, biological process: ribosomal large subunit biogenesis. The record is from RefSeq and is a predicted model, not a curated record. Gene Ontology annotation, cellular component: preribosome, large subunit precursor. Gene Ontology annotation, molecular function: nucleic acid binding; zinc ion binding.